Messenger RNA from Cannabis sativa, 919 nucleotides. RefSeq lists its product as uncharacterized. Bases 155 to 733 code for a protein of 192 amino acids. Lineage: Eukaryota; Viridiplantae; Streptophyta; Magnoliopsida; Rosales; Cannabaceae. The record is from RefSeq and is a predicted model, not a curated record. The transcript has a single exon.
UAGACCAUCCUUGACUAAACCCUAAGGUUUGGCAAACUGAGAAAUCAAACGGUGCUUCCGCUUAAAAAGAGAAAAAUUCAAAUUCUUUUCCCAAAAGACUUUCCUUCUUUUUCUCGAUCAUCAUCAGAUUCAUAUUACUCAUACUCCUCUCUCUAUGACUUCGACUAUGUCGGUUCCUUCGUCUCAAACAAAAUCGGAAAAUCCAGCGUUUUAUCAGAAUCGCAAACCCUUACUAUCAUCGCCUAAUUCGAAUUCCUCCGUGUUCGAAGUCUCACGCUCAUCAUCAUCUCCCACACGUGUGGCCAUUCACGGACGCUCUCACUCUCCGAAGUCUCCGUACGGAACAAGAUCUCCAUUCUCGUUACUGAAGACGAAGCAGAGCAAUGGCGGCGACUGCGUCGGGGGAUUAGUCUCUAGCCGAAAGAGGACGUGCGUUUGUUCCCCAACGACGCACCCAGGCUCGUUCAGGUGUUCCCGCCACAAGAUUUUGACGGCGACAAAGGCGGCUAAUAACGAUCAAUUUCGGGCGUCGUGUAAUUCGAGUAGGUUAAGCUACAGAAGAUCGGCGAUGCUGAACUCACUAGUGAGGAUUGGUGGAGUAGAAGGCGAGGAAUUGGCUCGGAGAGCUUUAUCGUCUCCGAUAAGACCGUCUUCGCACAGUCAACGGCGGCUUAUAGCAUUCGAGCCGCGGCCUAGCCGGCUCCGUGUCAUGUCCAAAGCCGAAGAUUCUUGAUUGUUCUGGUCAUGGUGUUUGUUUAGUAGUAAUUGUGUGAUAUAUUAGUAUUGUUUUCUGAUGAUUUUUUUAAUUCUUGAAAACAAUUAAUAGACUGUUUUUGUUAACGAUUGUUUGUACUUUGUUGUGUACAUAACUGUGAAUUUAUUUAGAUUGAAAUCAACUCUUCUCCUUUAACUAGAAACU